GGCAUGUCUAACGAGCUUCCAGCCUGUCAAAAAUGCAAGCUGCGCAAGGUCAGGUGCGAUCGACAAGCCCCAAAAUGCACAAGUUGCACAAAGGGAAAUGUGGCUUGCAUCGUCGUCAAUCCGGCAACAGGUGAACAAUAUGCACGAGACUAU
Molecule: messenger RNA, 153 nt
Organism: Bipolaris maydis ATCC 48331
Lineage: Eukaryota; Fungi; Ascomycota; Dothideomycetes; Pleosporales; Pleosporaceae
Source: RefSeq, a predicted model, not a curated record